GCUAUGUCUGUUGUCGGUAUACUUCAAGAUGAUACUGAUCCAAUGGUUAGUGUUUUGAAACUUGAGAAAGCACCUAUAGAAUCACAUGAAGAUAUUAGUGUUUUAGAACAACAAUUCAAGGAAUCAAAGAAUCCGUAG
Cetraspora pellucida is the source of this 138-nucleotide messenger RNA. The record is from the annotation of a GenBank genome assembly. Lineage: Eukaryota; Fungi; Glomeromycota; Glomeromycetes; Diversisporales; Gigasporaceae.